Pomacea canaliculata is the source of this 2018-nucleotide messenger RNA. RefSeq lists its product as uncharacterized. The transcript has 4 exons. The record is from RefSeq and is a predicted model, not a curated record. NCBI's taxonomy places the organism in Eukaryota, Metazoa, Mollusca, Gastropoda, Architaenioglossa, Ampullariidae. Bases 610 to 1176 code for a protein of 188 amino acids.
UGCGUUCAUCAUCACGUGACUUCCUGCCUCGUCGGUGACAUCAGCAUGCCAGAAAAGUUGGGGGAAAGUUGUUCGUUUGUUACCAACAGUCGUUCGUUCCAAGAAAAAAAACCUUAUUUACUCCAUUUUCUUGUUAAUUCGGACCUAUACUCGCAGCUGGCGGCAGCGUUUGGAUAUACAGUUGACGGGUUGUCGUGCCCUGCUGUCGGCAUAAUCAAAACUGUCAAUACGCUCACUGCUUCGCGGAGCACGACAAGCUGUUGACAGCCCCAGAGGUAGCGACAGGAACAAGUGCGACGACAGGUGCUUGGAAUACGUGCGAGAGAAAGGUCACAGUCGAGUUCACCUAAAGGUUACAGCGUGCUUUUGUUUCUACCUCAAAGGUAGAUGUGUGCCUCUAGUUCACAGGCUCGACCCCAGGUGAGACUAAGUGUGGAAAUAGUUUGGCAGCUAGCAUUCACUAUGAACAACAGUACAUGAGCAACAAAGACUGUGCAGAGGAUAUCACCCAUGUAACAACGUAUCAACGUGUUUCCUUUUCCUAGCGUGGAGACUUGUGUCCGGAACUUCUCCAGCUCCCCUUCAUCUCCCCCUCGUUCACUGUGAACCAUGAUGGCAAUGCUAACCAGCAAGGAUGAGUUGUUCUUUAAGUGCGCCUUACAGACCUACAAGCUGGAGAAAAGUGCGGAAACUCGAAAACACCUGCAAGAGGUUCUGGACUCCUUGAAGGCAAAGUAUGGGGAGCUUCAUGGUUGCAUUCCAUUCAAACGCAAGCUGAUAAAGAGAACAGUCAAGCGGGCGUCCAGUGCAGCCUCCAAAGUGCUCGCUGACGAAAGUUGCGAUGAACCUGGCGACGACGAGCAAGGACAUCUAGCCACAAACAUGCAAGUGUGGAUCGACAAUCAAAAGGCCUUUGGACGUAUCAGUGAAAUUAAAGCAGGUCUUAUAAAGCAGGGUUUGAAGAAGGAGGACUUGGUGAAAUACCUGAAGGAAGAGACCUCUGCGCAUGAAAGGGACAAGAGCAUCACAGAUCAUAUGAGAAAUUUGGUAAUGAUGGUGGAGAAACUGUACCCGGACUACAAAGCGAAUGUGUCAACCACUCGGUAUCUCGGACUGAAGACACAAAUAGAAACUAUUAUUGAAAAAUAUGAUAUAGAACUUCAGCGUGUGACUUGACAUUUUGACUUUUAAUGUACAGUGUUUUUUGGGGCAAACCAAACCAUGCCACUAAUAAACAGACAUUUAUCAGCAAAACAUUAUUGAGAAACAUUUACUCAGCCGUGAAAGCAUAAACAAAGCAGAUCUUUUCACUCUUUGCACUGUAAAUCCUGAAUAGCAAUGUUCAGACAAAAACAUGUCUUCGUGCUACUUCUUCUACCAUCUUCGGGUCACAGGAACAAAUCUUCGACUCUCGGUUACCGAGUAGUGCUUUGAUGAUUGUAUUUAGAGUUAGAAUCGGGUGCAAUUUGUUUUAAUGAUUGCUCGGUGCAGUGUAUAACUUUUCCAAAUCUGGGUAAAUAAUUCCCUUUCCUUCUCGAUAUUCACACCUAUUCACACCUACAAACAUAACCAUGAACAAAACAGGGCAGACUCAUGACGUCACCUUCGUACACAGACUAGCCUCAUUAACAUAUGGUCCCAGCUCUCGCAGUAGUUCAAUUCAAUUCAAUACAACUUUAUUCAUCCACAAGGGCAAUUAGUUGUGGCCUUCUCAGCAUAAACGCAUGCAUGUACAAUUCUGACUUGUAUGUUGCUGACCUCUUUCUCCCCAUAUUAAUGUUUGUAUUCGAGUAUUUUGACAAGAGAAUUGGUGUACCUACCUAGAUUGAGCAAUAAUACCCUGCACCGAGAUUAACCGAAUAAUUAAAAAAGCAAGUGUAACCAACCAGUCCUUUAAGUAUUUAUCCACUGAUGCAGUAUUCAAUCCAAAAGGUCUCGAGAUAUUGGGGAUAUUUGUAUUUAUUGUCCAUGAAAACCAUUUUACCGAUAUUUGUAAUAAACUACCUUAAUAAUACGCA